AGUCAUGCCUAAUAAAAUGCGGUGACACUGUUCAGAAACUUACUAUCAACAUUACUAGCAGACAUUCACAGGCUACGAUUUCACUAUGUACGACAGUGUCUCGUUGUAACCUCGCGAGAAUCUCGUCUAUCAUCAUCAGUUAACUUCGUGUGUGAGUUUUUUUUACUACUUUCCCCAAAAAUCAUUUUGCUUGAAAUGUGAGACUUUAACAUGGAUAUAAGUGGUUUAGUUGUAUUGGGCCUCUUAGCUACUGCUGUUGGCGUACAAGCGGGAACCUGCUGGUUAUCAAAGACAAAACAGAAUCUAUGCAUGGGGGCGUUCAGCCUGAACGUGUCCAAAGAGGAGUGCUGCAGGAACCCCUCCCCUCACGUCAGCUGGACCCCUCAGACGUUCACGUCCACUGGGGAUUUGUUUUACUGGCAGGAACUGAUAGGGGGCGCUCCUGACUGCGAACUUUGCCAUGAUACCUGUGACGGUGUCAAAUGUCCCCAGGGAAAAGAGUGCCGACGAAGGAGAGGAGUCCCUAAAUGUGUCUGUCUGAUUAAAUGUACUCAGAGAUUGAGGAAGUCCAGGAAAAUCUGUGGAACGGACGGGAAGACUUACAACAAUGAAUGCCAACUUCGCCGCCGGAACUGUAAGCGGGAGACCUCGGUGUCCGUAGCGUACAGAGGCGUUUGUAGACAAUCUUGCAAAAAAGUGAGAUGCUUGGAUGGAAAGCGUUGCUUAGAGGACCAAAAUGGUUUGCCUCAUUGUGUUCACUGCCAAGUCCAUUGUCAGAACAGCGAUGACGAUCGAGUUUUAUGCGGAGAAGACGGCGUGACGUAUCGCAAUCCAUGCGAGCUCAGGGCAGCCGUCUGCAGACGACACAAGUCAAUAAGAAUCGCUUACUAUGGCAAAUGUCGAGCUAACGCUACCUGUUUAGACACCCAGUGUUCGGAAGGAUUGUCUUGUUUAAUCAACCCCGUCAACCACCAGCCGCUGUGUGCUCAGUGCAGAACUCGCACCUGUUCGCCCCUGUCCCGAUACAAAGUCUGCGGAACAGACGGAGUGGAUUACAAGAACUACUGUUUCCUGAUGAAGGCGUCAUGCAAGAUGGGGCUAGCUAUAGACACACGCCAUAGCGGGUCCUGCGACAGAUCCAUACGGAGAAAACAAAAACAUAAAAAGAGAAGACGAAGGAGAAAGAAGACGCGAGGCAGAAAGAAAACUCGAUACGUGGACGCAGUGCUUAGGGGCUCAGACGGAGUCCGAAUCAAACUGAGAUUAAAACAAGUACAUUCCAAGGCUGACAAAGGGAUAUCCUUACCACUAUCUCUCGAGCAUUUGUUUGCCCAGAAACAUGUAAAAGAAAAUGGCUGAAACCGCGGAAUCUUAGGAAGAGCCCGCCAUAGUGCCACACUGCGACUGCGCUGGUCCCGAUAUUGGAGGGAGCAUGCGUGAAUUAUCCAAAACGUCACUGCCAGAAACGUCUUUCUCGCCCUUACGGCAUUUUGAAUAUCCAAUGUGUUUCUGUGUUGUUCUUAUUUAUUGUAAUUUAUUUAUUUAUAUGUGUUUCGUGUUUGAUGUACGAGAUGUAAAGGCGUACAGGGAACGGUGAAAUCGUUCACUUCAAGGUCACUUCAAGGUCCUACAGGCGGAAGUGACUCCAGGGACGCUCCUAUAGUCAUAAGUUCCGUCCUCUGUGUUCGUGCCUUUUUUUAAUUAUAAACAAAUAAACUGAAAUAAUCUUUC
Magallana angulata is the source of this 1731-nucleotide messenger RNA. RefSeq names its product follistatin-A-like. The transcript is spliced from 7 exons. The coding region runs from base 211 to 1359 and encodes 382 amino acids. Lineage: Eukaryota; Metazoa; Mollusca; Bivalvia; Ostreida; Ostreidae. The record is from RefSeq and is a predicted model, not a curated record. Gene Ontology annotation, biological process: anatomical structure development. Gene Ontology annotation, molecular function: protein binding; calcium ion binding; collagen binding.